AUGUGGCUUUUUGGGUCCGAGCUGAGAGCUGAGCGCAAGGCUUUGAAAAGACGCAAAGUCGAGGUGGAGAGGGCAUUGUCCCUGCUUCCCUUCAACAUCGAAACGGUUGGCCAGCGACGUCGAGAGAAGGAGCUUCUGCACUCCUUGGCUCAGGUGGACAAGCUGAUGCUCAUGUUUGGGCACAGCACGGUCUACAUGCCGCAAGGCACCGCCUUCCAGGGAACUAAUGUCAAGUAA
Messenger RNA from Symbiodinium natans, 237 nucleotides. Lineage: Eukaryota; Dinophyceae; Suessiales; Symbiodiniaceae. The record is from the annotation of a GenBank genome assembly.